Messenger RNA from Procambarus clarkii (red swamp crayfish), 1588 nucleotides. The record is from RefSeq and is a predicted model, not a curated record. NCBI's taxonomy places the organism in Eukaryota, Metazoa, Arthropoda, Malacostraca, Decapoda, Cambaridae.
AUGAAUAGCCCGGUAGUACACGACACUGUCCGCCACUGUCCACGGGACUAUACUGUCACUUCCCGUCCCAUAGACUGGUACACAGCCAGCACACGAUUUCGGCCUUUGUCACUGGAUGUGCCCAAACCUCUGUUUCCAGUGGCAGGGCUGCCCAUGGUCCAGCAUCACAUAGAAGCAUGUGCGGCUGUACCGGACAUCCGAGAAAUUUUACUUCUUGGUUACUUCCCAGCACAACAGCUGCAGCAGUUUGUGGCAGAUAUGAUUGCUGCAUACAAAAUUAGGAUUAGGUAUCUUCAAGAAUACCAGGCUUUGGGCACGGCAGGAGGCAUCUAUCACUUCAGAGACCAGAUUAGUUCUGGAAAUCCCGAUGCCUUCUUCGUGCUCAAUGGUGACGUGUGUGGAGAUUUUCCUCUGCAGGAAAUGCUAAAUUUUCAUACCAGCCUUUCUACCCCAUCACUCAUCACCAUCAUGGGCACUGAAGCCACUCGUCAGCAGUCCACCAUGUAUGGCUGCAUUGUUGAAGACAAAGAAACCCACCAGAUUCUACACUACGUUGAGAAGCCUUCCACUUUUGUGACCAAUCUUAUCAACUGUGGCGUUUAUAUUUGCUCCCCCGAUAUCUUCAAGCGAGUUGGAGAAAUAUUUAAUUCCAGACAAGAUUUUUAUAGCUGUGAUGAUUGUGAAGGGAGAGAAACUAUUCAACUGGAGCAAGACAUUCUUAUGCCUAUUGCUGGAACCGGCCAAGCUUAUGUUUAUACUACUGACAGGUGGUGGUCUCAGAUAAAAACUGCAGGAUCUGCUAUAUAUGCCAAUCGCCACUAUCUCCAACUUUACCACAAGACCAAGAAUGAGCGCUUGGCUACAAAUGGACCAGAUAAACCAACUAUUAUCGGUGAUGUAUACAUUCACCCAACAGCAAGUGUUGAUGCAUCAGCUCUGCUGGGUCCAAAUGUGAGUGUUGGGAAGAAUGCAGUGAUAGGUGCUGGAGUUCGUAUUCGAGAAUCAAUUAUCCUUGGCAAUACCACUAUUCAGGAGCACAGCUGUGUUCUAUACACUGUUGUAGGAUGGAACUCAAGCGUUGGUGCCUGGACACGACUGGAAGGCACGCCUUGUGACCCUAACCCAAAUAAACCAUUUGCAAAAAUGGACAAUGUUCCACUUUUCAACAUUGAGGGAAAGUUGAAUCCAUCUAUUACUAUUCUUGGAUGCAAUGUAACUGUUCCAUCUGAGGUGAUAGUCCUGAACUCCAUUGUACUGCCUUACAAGGACCUUCCACGCAGCUACAAGAAUGAGAUUAUCCUCUAGGUUAAGUGUUUAAAGAUAUUUGUUACUAAUACAGUACUGUACAGUAAUCCUGUCUACAAAUAAUUUUCUUUGAAUACAUAUACAGAGAGAAAUUUUAGUCUUGAGGUGGAUAUUUAAGAGUUAGAUUUUCAAUAUAUUUAGUGAAUGUAACCUUAUAUUUUUAAAUGAAGUUUAUAAAACAUCAAAUCUUGUUUAAUGUAAAAAAAAAAAAAAAAAAUUACUAACUGCUGAAAUGGUUUGGCAGUUGCUUGUGAAAAUAAUAAACAAAACAUUGGUCAUAAAA